Dictyostelium discoideum AX4 is the source of this 1728-nucleotide messenger RNA. Its product is annotated as DNAJ heat shock N-terminal domain-containing protein. The record is from RefSeq and is a predicted model, not a curated record. Lineage: Eukaryota; Evosea; Eumycetozoa; Dictyosteliales; Dictyosteliaceae. The transcript has 5 exons. Bases 1 to 1728 code for a protein of 575 amino acids.
AUGAAUAAAAUAGAUAAAGAUAUCUUAAAGAUAUUUGAAUCUAAAGAAAAUGAGCAAUUUGAUGAAGAUCAAGAAAAAGAUGAAAAGAAAAUGAAUGAAGUUGAUUUUUAUUCAAUUUUAAAUAUAUCAAGAAAUGCAACAGAUGAUGAAAUUAAAAUUGCAUUUAAGAAAUUAGCAUUUACAUAUCAUCCAGAUAAACAAACUAAUGAAGAAUUAAAAAAAGAAACUCAAGAUAUAUUUACAUUAAUUACAUUGGCAAAAGAUACAUUAUCAGAUCCAAAGUUAAGAGCAAUCUAUGAUCAAUUUGGUUUAGAAGGUAUUGAACAUUCAAAAGCAAUCGUAAAUAAAUAUAAAGAAGUUGAUAAAUUAUUACAAGCAUUAGAUCGUAUUCAAAAAGAGAAUGAAGAAGAUAAAUUAAUUCAAUCAUUCUCUGCAACUGGUUCACAAUCAAUUUCAUUAGCAUAUCAUCAUGAAUAUAGACAUUUUUUUUUUAAAACUUUAAAAUCUGAAGCUCAAUUUGAUAUAAAAACACAAAAAUAUGGUAGUUUUGAAUUUGUACCAUCAAUUACAAGAAAAAAGAAUUUAGCAUGGUUUGGAUUGGAAACUUCAUAUUUAUAUCCAAUAACACAAAAUACUGAAUUAUUUUUAUCAAAUAAUUAUAAUGAAGCAAAUGAAGGAAGUAUUCAAACUAUUGGUCUUAAAUCAUUAUUAUCAGCAAAUACAUAUGGAUCAAUUCAUUGUGCAUUUUUUGAUAGUUUUCAACCAGCUAGAUUUGGUUGUUUAUUAACAAGACAAUUAUCACCAACUAUUACAGCCAUUUUUAGAGGAACAUUACAAAAGGAAUUUUGGCAAGGAUCUUUAACAUUAAAGAGAAUUGUUCAAAAGAGAUUAUUUGAGAUUACAAUUGAUUCGAGUAAUUUAGGUGGAUUAAGUGGUAGUAUAACAAGGGAUAUACCGAUAUCAAAGAAAUCUAGAAUCUCAUUUUCGGUGGGUGGGUAUGGUGGUGGAUUUCCAUUAUAUUCCGCCGGUCAGCAUGGUUUUACAGGUGCAGCAAUUGGGUUCAAGAGAAAGAUUACAAAAGUGUUUGAUAUCGAUUUAUCAAUGCAUGUUAAUCCAUCACGUUAUCUCUACGUCAUUGGAUUACAUCAUCGUUAUCAGUCUUUGGAAAUCCCAAUUCCAAUCUACUCGGAUCUCUCUUUGAGCACCUCUUUGCUCUUCUUUACAUUGCCUGCUGUUACAUUAUCAUUACUUAAAUACUUGGUUGUUAAACCAUUGAUGAAGAAAAAGGAACAAAAGAAAAUAAUGGAGAAAAAGGAGAAAUACGCUGACCAAGCUAGAAAGGCAAAGAGAAAAGCUGAGAUGGAUAUUACAUUGGUUAAACAAUUGGUUGAGAAUAAAGUUUUAAAAGAGAAAACAAAGAAUGGUUUAAUAAUUCAAGAGGCUGUCUAUGGUAAAUUGGAUGAAAAGGUUGAUCAUUCUGAUCCUUUCUCUGUUGAAUUCCCUCCAACCAUUGAUGUAACAAUUCCACUUCAAUACCUUGUAGAAGAUAGUAAAUUGGUUUUACAUGGUAAUAAUAAAAAAAGUGAUCUUCUUGGUUUUUGGGAUCCAAGAAUUUCCGAAGAAAAACAAUUAAAAGUUACUUAUUUUUUUCAAAAUAGGUUACAUAGAAUUACUGUUAAUGAUAUUGAUCAAUUAUUAAUACCAUUAAAAUCACAUUUAAUCCAAUAA